Molecule: messenger RNA, 1861 nt
Organism: Symsagittifera roscoffensis
Lineage: Eukaryota; Metazoa; Xenacoelomorpha; Acoela; Convolutidae
Product: phosphorylated adapter RNA export protein-like
Exons: 5
Coding region: 492-1676 (394 amino acids)
Biological process (GO): snRNA export from nucleus
Cellular component (GO): nucleus
Source: RefSeq, a predicted model, not a curated record
UCUCGCUUCUCUGUUCCAAAGAAAGUAGCGAUGGGCGGCUUGUCGUAAGUUUUUGAAAUCAAUUUUUUCUCAUUACAGUCGUUUGGAAAAUAUGUGAAUGCCAGUUUUACGGCAUAACAAUACUUUCGAUGUUUCUGUUUUUUUCCACAUGUCUUAUAAGAGUCCUAAGAGUAGGAAAAUAGCUCGAUCGUUCUUACUCUUGUUAUGUUUUGAAGUCUGUGAAUUUUGUUGCUAUUUUUCACAGUUACUUGUUUAAAGCUUUAAUUUUGGCUAAUGUUUCUGUAUCACAAGUGAUGCGAAGCUCUGCUUUGCCUCUGUGUCGCAAGUGGUGAUUUUACGUCUUUGUCACCUUAAAAUUUACUGGAAGUAUAAGUUCAUAAAAAAUGUCUGGCCUUGAAAAUGUCAAAAAAAAAUACAUGUCCGGUGUCGUCAUUCUUGUUUAGUACAUUUGUUUAAAAGCAGAUGUUUGUUUGUAUUGUGGGCAAUGUAAAAUGAGCAGCUACAGAAAAAAAAGCAGUAGCAGCGAAGACGGGGAAGUAUCUGGAGAAAAUUCAGACCACCAGGAUGAAGAUAUAGUCCCAACGAAAGUAUCAAACAAGAAGUUAUGGUCUAAUGUCAUGUUGGACCAGACAGCGGAUGAUGUUAUCGCAGGAGUUAAUGCCUUUGAGGGAUCAUGCAGCAAUAGAGAUGUGGAAAGUUAUCAACCUAGAAAGCGUAGGCGGAGUGAAACUGACGAGCUGGAUGUUGUACUUGAUAGUGUAGAAACAAGAAGCGAUGUAUUUGCUAAUUCUGAGCAGAUCAAUGGAACGACUCAGCCGAAUGUAGAUGACAGUUUGGGUGCUGGUAAGCGAAGAAAGUGUGUGGUAUACGAUGAUGAUUCAACCAAUAACGACAAUGAGGAAACUUAUAGACAACUGGACCAGGAAACAACCGCAUCUGAUAAGAUACCCCACGAACUAGACGUAACGUUCGAAGAUGUGAUCGUAGAGAGCAGUGCAUUCCUAGAUAGAGCGAAACAGAGACACAUGCGACCUCCGAAAGACCCGGAGAAGACUUCGAAACAAGAUGUCAUUAGAUAUCUCACAUGGCUUUUGAACGAGAAAAACACUGAACUACUGGAGCGUCUACUGGACAUCAAAACUAUCGGAUUUGUGUAUUAUAUUGUUGACAGAACUAUUACAAAGGAAAAAGAGGGAGGAAUUUUGACCAACAGUGGAAUUAGAAAACGUCUUCCAGGUGGAGUGUUUAUAUCUCUUCUCAAGGUGCAUCUGAGUCAGUUCGAGCGAUUGGUGGUGCUAGACGGAAAAUCGCAACUAGCGGCCAAGAAUCUAUGCGUGCGAAAAAGCUCAAAGAAAAACAGAAAACGAGCGGCCAAAUUGAGAAAGAAACAAAACGACAAGAAAAGUUUAGAAGAUGCAGAAACACUGAAAUGUAAUCCUGAAGUGGUAAUGGACAAUGUCGUCAAUAAUGUAUUACAGUGUGAGUCUGACGAAGAACCGGAAGACGCUGAAAACGAGGCUGCUCUGGAAAAGGAAAUAAACAUUGAAAAAAGUGAAAAUAUGGAAAACGGAAAUGAAUUUAAAAACAUCGAAAAUGGCGAUGAAACUGCUGAGGCAGUUGAAGAGUGCUCGAAAAUAGAUGACAGCGUGUUAAAUGAGAAAGAAGAAGCUAAAUAAAAUUCAAAUGAAAUCUAGAAGUAACAAUUUCGUUGUGCUCGCUUAGUUUUAUAGUUCUAAUUUAUAUCUAUCUUCACUCUAUUUAUUUGAAUAUCAUUUGUUUUCGUUUCCUUGCAUCAAGAAUGGGUUAAAAUUAAUAAGUAACAGCUCAGAGACUUCAAGUGGAAGGAAAAUCUCAUGUAAUU